AUGAAGUUUGCUUCAUUCAUUUUUGCCCUUCUUUCCCUCUCCGCUGUUAAAGCUCAGAGCGUUCGUGGCAGAAAGGACCAAGGAGAGAAACAUGCCAGUGCCAAAGUAGGCAGAGCUCAGGUGGAAUACCAUUCCGAUCCUCGUGCUGGUGGCGUGAAGGACACCCGCACGGAUGAUCGUCACAAAGUUCGUUACGGACACGAUCAAGGAGAGAAGCAUAGUCGUACCAAAGUAGGCAGAGAUAAGGAACCCAAUUCAGAUCCUCGCGCUCAUUAUCCUUCUGGAGACUACAACUCUGCAGACAACGACCAUGGUACCCAUGAUCCUUCUGCAGACUACAAUUCCGCAGAUUACGAUUACGGAAACCAGUAUCCGUCUGAAGACUACAACUCCACAUACUACGAUUACGGAACGCAGUAUCCUUCUUCAGACUACAAUUCCGAAGACUACGAUUACGGAACUCAGUAUCCGUCUGAAGACUACAACUCCGCAGACUACGAUUACGGAACGCAGUAUCCUUCUUCAGACUACAACUCCGCAGACUACGAUUACGGAACGCAGUAUCCUUCUUCAGACUACAAUUCCGAAGACUACGAUUACGGAACGCAGUAUCCGUCUGAAGACUACAACUCCGCUGACCACGAUUACGGAACGCAGUAUCCUUCUUCAGACUACAAUUCCGCAGACUACGAUUACGGAACUCAUUAUCCUUCUGGUGGCACCCAAUCUGGCACUUGCGAUGACAUUGAUGGUUGGGUCGACUUUGUUGGUGACGGCUGUGAUUGGUAUGAAAAGUUUAAAGAUGAAAAAGCUUGUGGCUUAUGUGACGUUGAUCCGGUUGGUCCCUCUGGCAAGACAGCCUGCGAAGCUUGCUGUAUUUGUCAUUAA
Cylindrotheca closterium is the source of this 888-nucleotide messenger RNA. The record is from the annotation of a GenBank genome assembly. Lineage: Eukaryota; Bacillariophyta; Bacillariophyceae; Bacillariales; Bacillariaceae.